AUGGAUCAAGAAAAACGUCUGGACCUACACCAUGUAUCUCUUGCCAAUAACUAUAAUCUUGACAAAACUGGCGAGUUUUUGACGCAGUUACACCAGGCAACUGGUUUCACAGAAGAUCAAGUAGCAAACGCGGAAGUGCUCAAGAACCAGCUGAACUUGCAGGAUGAAGAUGCAACGAUCAAGCAAUUUGUGUUUCAAAGCCAGUGUUUGAUUCUGGGAGACUCAGGAGCUGGUAAAACAAGUCUUGUUAACUCACUCACAGGAAAACCUUUCGAUCCUAGUCAAACCAAGACUCGGAAAAUGCAACAGAAACUGGUGGACGAAAAGUGGAAAAACUUGGACAUGAAGGAUCUCCUGUUUGGUAGUCUGUGGUGGUUUUGCAAUAGACUUUGUGUGCAACUGACCUUGUAUGGGCCGGCAGAACACCGAAACAUUGUUCUUCGAAACUUGAAUUAUUGGACAAACGUACUUCCUGAAGUUAAAACCAUGAUGAGAUCUAUAAUUCUUACAUUUUGCCUGUUGUCUAUUGCCCCUGGAACCGAGUUCAUCCGUCUCCUACAUGCAGUACUUGUAGUCCUACUCAUUAUUUCAUCAAAUAUUGUUUUUUUAUACUUUUUAAACUACAAUCACACCAUUAGGUUAAUAGUAACGACAGUUGCCUUCACUUUCAGGACUCAUGGAUUGCUGAUAGGUGCUUUUUCAGCUUUAACUCUAGUAUGUUAUCAUUAUGGAAAGAUUUCUCUUGGUGUCGAUGGCUGCCUCUUGAUUCUUCUUACUUGGGGCCUUGUGAUUGUUGUACUCAUCCUCUCAUGUUUGGGAAUCACAUGGCAUUGUCUAUAUCCAAGACAACUGAAGUUUAAGUAUCAAUCUUCUCUGAGAAUUGUUUGCUUCAUGCCAUUCCUACUUUCUGUAUUAGUUGGCCAGGUGACCUUUAGUGCUUUAGCGAUACUUUUGAUCAACUACUGUACAGUGCUUGGCCUUUCAAUUAAGAAUCCUGAUGAGUUUGUUCAAUCACUUGUGUCAGUGUUCAGUUUUUGGUGGACAGCUGAAUUACUUAUAUCAGCAUAUACAUAUAUCAAAAUUAUACUAUUUAAGUGGUUUAGUAGAGGCAUUUUCAAAGUUGCAGUCACAUGCAUUUUAAUUGCCGUGUAUAUUUUCUUAUUCAUUCAGCUUUUCAACAUGUACUGGUAUCUGUCUUUCAAUAGUACAAUAUUUCUAAUUUUCCUGUGUGACAGCCUUUUUAGAGACCAGCUGAAUAUGCAGGAAUUAGGAAUUGAAGGUAACAUGUUCACUUUAGUUGUUAUUGAAAAACAAGAGCUACAAACGAAACAGCUCAAGAUUGCCCUACAUGAGAAGUUUUCCUCAAUUAAAUUGAGGAUCCUUGAUUUUCCUGGAGAUAAGGAAUAUCAUCCUUACUAUCAAAUAUUUCUUAGAAAAAAGGCUUUUUAUGUCAUUGUAUUUAACAUGGCCAAUUUUGCAGAAAAUGAUUUCAAUGGAAUUGAUUCCAAAUGUAACCGAUUACAGUUUUGGUUUGAAACUCUCUGUAGCCAAGUCCCACCCAAUCCUCCAAUUUUCCUGGUAGGAACUCAAAGAGGAGACAUGGAUAGGAACAACAUUAAAAGAUUAGAUGAACACCUAAGAAGCUGCCUUUGGAAUACAUACUGUGAUGAGCUAGUGGUAAAUGACACUGAGGACCUGGUUUUUUUUCCUAUUGAGAAUUCGAAAAGGAAGGAGGAAAGUGGAGUUCGAGUUCUCCAAGAGAAAAUUACCACUGUGGCCUAA
Molecule: messenger RNA, 1782 nt
Organism: Porites lobata
Lineage: Eukaryota; Metazoa; Cnidaria; Anthozoa; Scleractinia; Poritidae
Source: the annotation of a GenBank genome assembly